AUGCCGACCUCACCCACCAAGAUCACCAGAGCCCGGCAAGAGCAAUGGCUUGACCAACAAUGGGGAGGCAAGCGUUGGCUCCUCGACGAGGUCCGCUCCGCGCAUGAAAACCCCCCCAAGCAGAACGAACUCAGUGGCAGUGCAGUCGAGUCCCUGGUCAAGAUCACUAAACUUGCGCAAGAAAAAGGCAUCGAGCUGCCAUCCCUGUGGAGUCAGGCCCCACCCUACAAUGUCCUUUGGACCGGCGUUAGCCGGCAUCCCAGAGAGUCUCUCCGGUUGACUAAGGAGAUCGCGAGAGCCGCCCUCACUAACCUCAAAGCAAUUGUGCGUUCUCAGAGUCCUCAAGAAGCUGGCGGCCCAUCAGAGGGAAUCACUUUAGAGUCCCGAGAGACUGAACCUGAUGCCUGUGUGUACGUGGGAAGUGACCAUGUUGAGAGCGACAGCAGCGAUGAUGACGACAUUGAGGCCAUCACUAAACCCAUGCGAAGCCCAAGUGUCAUCUUGGGUGGUUGCCCCGGGUCGCCAGUCAAAUCGCCAACCAAGGUCGUGGGAAACAACGACAAGAGAACCUCUCCGAUCUCCGCUUUCAGUUACCAGGAACCCCGAGAGCAGAGAUCAGCUGUUUCUAACAACCCCUCUGAAGCCCGACCCCCACAAAUGAACAUUUCUCGUCAUUUCACCCAACCACCAGCUGUCACUUCGUCUAAGCGCAAAAGAGAGAAAGAAUCCAGUGCGAUGAACCCACAGCGAUCCACGAAGCGUGCCGAAACGUCUAAGGGAGAAGAAGAGGUGGUCGACCCAGCCACCACUAUUUAUAAGCAGCUCACCACCAAUGUGAAACUCAUGGAUAUCACACUCCAAUUCCUGACCAAAGCUCUCGUUUCUUGGUACCCUUUGGAACAAGGAAAGGUCAAACUCCUCGACCCUCUCUGGUUCAAAGUUGACGGUACAACUGCUGGCCACAACAUCAAGCUCGACGGGUAUACCAUGCUUUGCUUCCCGAUCCAUCAUCAAAAGCCUAAGCAUUGGACCUUGGCCAUCGUUGAAAUCGACCACGAUGCGAACUCGAUGGUACUCAAUCACCAUGACUCGACCGAGGGCAAAGACCGGUUCAAUGCCGUGUGCGAUAGCUUCCAGAAAUGGAAUGAGACCGUCGGACACAAGUUCCAGCUGCGAUUCAACAAUGUCACCGCUUGCACUCCACAACAGGAUAACAUCAGCUGCGGAAUUCACGUCCUGUCCUGUCUAGGACACGCCCUGAGAAACAAACCCUGCCCCAAAUCGCUCAAUCCGAAUCGCCAGCGCAGAUAUCUCAUCAAAAAGAUCAAGGAAUCUAAGUCUUACGACGGCGACUAUCUCCUACAGGAAGUCAAGAAAGUAAUUGAAAAGCAGGAGCAUAGAAUGCUAAUGGAACAUGUUCGAAAAAAGACGCCCGAGUCUCUCGAAACGGAUAGACAUCUUGCGGCUAUUGCCGCAGACCGCGCCCGUGAUGGCCUAAGAGAUGCCCAGGCCACGCUGAGCCGCCUUCAAAUCGAGCAGGACACUUUGGCCGAAGCACUGACCCGCAUGGAUGCUGCUGUAGAGAUUAAAUCCGAGCCCGUUCGUCAUUUGAGCCUCGAACCCUUGGACCGCCUGCGAGGUGACAACCAAGAUGCCCUUUCUGCCCACAUGAGUCAAUACAACAAGACGCUGAUGGACCAGAGCUUCGCCAAUGGGUCUGAGAUAGGCAGAAAGAUCCUUCACGAACAUUACGAGGAGAUCGUUGAGAAACUGAAGCAAACUGAAAAGGACAUUGCUCAGAAACAGGAAGAACUUGAUGAGGCAACAAAGGAUGUGGAUAUCAAGGCUCAGAUGUGUGACCUGAAGGAGAACAUGGACACCGUUCUGAAGCUGAAUGGGUCUUUCCUUUGGAACAAUUGGUUUGAGCGGGCGUCGAACUAG
Fusarium mangiferae is the source of this 1941-nucleotide messenger RNA. RefSeq lists its product as uncharacterized. The transcript is spliced from 2 exons. The record is from RefSeq and is a predicted model, not a curated record. Bases 1 to 1941 code for a protein of 646 amino acids. Lineage: Eukaryota; Fungi; Ascomycota; Sordariomycetes; Hypocreales; Nectriaceae.